ACGUUGCGGUCGGUGCUAAUCUACGUGGAAUUGAAAACGUAAACACAAAUAUCGGCAGCUUGAAAUUAACUCACUAUUUUCCCUGAAAUAAUGUCUGACUGGGACUGGGGAUCGAAGAAAACAGGUGGACAAAACAACCACGGUGGUAAAAUGAGUACGGAGGACAUGCUUGAAGCCGAAAAUGACCGAAUGACACUCGGUCUAGCAGCUAAGGUCUCAACAUUGAAAUCUCUUGCCAAGGAUAUGGAGAAUGACACAAAUGACCAAAAUGUUUAUCUUGAUGGAAUGGGUGAUGACUUCUCCAGCUCCGAAGGCCUCCUAAGCGGAACUGUAAAGCGGCUGGACGGCAUGCUGUCGUCCGGCCGCGGCAAUCGCAAGCUCAUGUGCUACCUGAUCUUAGGACUCGUUCUAUUGUUCGUCUUUGCGUAUCUCCUGUUAUCUCGAGUGACUGGGCACUGACAGUGGAUGAGUGUCGAACAUUGAGAUUGAGGAUCAGAUAUGAUUAUAUUUUUUUCAGGACUACUUCGCUCUUUUUAGUGGGACUCUGAAUUGGCACCUAGAGACAGACUUCUCUACUGCGAUGGAGUUGAACGAGAUCAUUGUGCGGAGAUCACUGUGAACUUCUGUACGCUGAAGAUUUGUAUAAUUUCGAAAGCUGGACACGACUCUACCAUUCUGAGUCCUACUACUUCUGUACAGAUGCAGCAUAUAGAGACUGACUUUCUAUUUAUUGCUUAUUUCUAUCGAGUAUGAAUACAAUCAAUGCCGGUUCUUGUGCAGAGAAGAUUCAGAAUUGUGGAAAGGAUGAUUAUAGUACUUCUUCUGCACUAAUCUGCAUCUCAUAGAGACAUUCAUCCUGUUUAUUGCUAAGAAGUAUUAUUGCGAUCAUGGACGGCUCCUGUACGUGGAAGAUUCAGAUUGUAGAAAAGCUGUUUAUGGGGACUCUUGUCCGUACUUAUCCUAAUCUUCUGCACUAAUCUCCAUCAGGUAGAAUCAUACAUCCUAUUUAUUUCAAUCAAGUAUUAACGUGAUCAUGGAUGGCUCAUGUACGAGGAAGAUUCCGAUCGCGAAAAAGAUUAGUAGCGUUCAUUCUUACACUUUUCUCCCGUUCUCAUCAGCAUCACAUAGCGACAUACAUCUUAUUUGUUCAUAGUGUCAAGUAUUAAUGCGAGCAUCGACGGAUCCUGUACGUGGAAGAUGCAGAUUGUGGAAAAGAUUGGUAUAAUUCAUUCUCACACUUUUCUCCUGUACUGAGCAGCACCACGUAAUGAUAUAGUUCCUAUUUAUUGCUAUCAAGUAGUAACCUGUGGGAGACUGAAUCUGUAUAUUUGUGGGCUGUAAACUGCCGAUUCGUCUAUUGCCAACUCAUCCACUCAUCACAUGGUCUACCUUCAUUUAGUCUAAUGCCAUUACAUCUAUCAACAUUUCGUCUAACAACCAUUUGGUUGUAUUAUCACUUCGUCUAAUCACCAGUUCAUAAUGACCAUUUUGUCGAAAAACCAGUUGGUCUUAUACCCAUUUUUUUUUCAUUCAUUUUGCCCAAUUAACACUUGUCCAAUUAGACCAAAUGGUUUAUGGACUAAAUGGCUAUUGGACCAACCAGUUAUUAGACGAAAUGGUGAGUGGACGAAAUGGCAGUUAGACCAUGUGGGUAGUGGACGAAUUGAUGAUAGUAGACGAGUUCACUUGGUAAUUAGACAAAUUGGCUUUAGAGACCAAUUGGAAAUAAACCAUGCGGGCUGGGGGUCCAUGGAAAAUAUAGUAUAGUUAUAGCAAAAUCAUUCAGUCUCGAAUGGGUUAAGGUAAUCAUUAGACUGUACAUGACUACAUGGAGGAGUUGUAUAAGUAGAAAAAUGGAUAUGAUACUGCCAUUUUUUGCCCUUUUACUUCUGUACUCAUCUGCAGCAAAUAGAAACCAUCUUUCUGUUUAUCUCUAAUGGACAUCAUAUUGUAUUAAGGCCACUGCACACCUUACAACCUGACUGGCUUGCAACUGAGUGAGGGGAGAUAUGAUGUCACAGCUCUUGUCAGCUUUAGAGUCGCAGACUGGUCAGAUACAAGUCGCAAGGAAAAUCUUAAGGAUUUGACAUGUCGAAUCCUUAUGACUGGAUCGCAAGCUCAAUCCAACUUCCAGCCAAUCAGACAGCAGAGUUGCACAACAUGUAUAUGAUAAACAACACGCAUACGCAGUAGUAAGCGCCAUUUUCUCAGUUGCUAUGGCAAUAAGUGCAUAAGUGAGUCGCAGACAGAAUGGUAGUCGGAUCGAAAGGUGUGCAGUGUCAAGGCUUACGACUACCUUGCGAUUCAUCUCUACUCACUCAGUCGCAAGCCGAUCGUAGACCAGUCGGGUCGUAAGGUGUGCGGUGGCCUUAACAUGUAAUACAAUCCUUGCCUUUUCUAGCAUGCAUAUGUAAUUAGUCUUGUGGAAAAUAGAAUUUCGGCUGGAAAAUAGAAUUUCGGCUGAAUAUUUGCCUUUUUCUCCUUUCAGUCUUACAUGUAACUAAUUAGUUGUAAUAGAGUGGGCCAUCAAUGAGAGGUUACAGGUAUGUAUGCAGAACUGAGUAUUUAGAUGGUCAUGGCCUCUUCCUGCAUGCAUAAUAGUUUAGUGGAGAAGAUGAUUUUGAUUUUGAAGUGGCACUGAUCGAGUGGGCCAUCAAUGACAGCUUAUGUAUGCAGGUGGGUGUUUUAUAAAGUUGUUCGUAACUUGCGACCGACUUUACGAACGACUGGGGACCCUUAUGGUAAAUGAUACAAUGAUACACACCAGGGGGCCGUUUCAUAAAGCUGUUCUUGAGUUAAGAGCGACUUUAAGAACGACUGGUGAACCCUUACGCGCUAAACCAUCGCCAAUUCAAUACCAUUUACCUCAAGAAAGGAUCACCAGUCGUUCUUAAAAUCGCUCUUAACUUAUGAACAGCUUCAUGAAACACCCACCAGGUUUUCAUUGGUGUUUAUUUAGUUCCAAAGGGAGAGUCACCAGUCGUUCAUACAGUCACUUGUAAUUUGUGAGCAGCUUUGUGGAACACCCACCUAAAAUAUUAAUGGAAGUGUCAUGGUGUAGUUGCUCUUGCCUUUCAUUUUUAAACGGAGGAUCAAGGCAUCAAUUCCAUUCAGCAAGGAAUUCAUCCAUAUUGCAUUGCACCAAACCCAGGUUUUGGUUAUUGGGACCUGGCAGGAUCUUUUGUAUUGAUACAAAGGUCACAUGACAGUUUUGUAAGGCCAGUGGGGCAAUGUCAUAUUUCAGUUAGACUUAAGUACAUAUAGCACUUCUACAAUUAUGGUACAUUUAGUGUAAUUAUUUUUGUUAUUUGUGUUGUGGAAAUGAUGGUAACAAUUCAUUGUAAGCUGCCUUUCUGUGAAACACUAAACCGAAACUUACUAUCACAAUAACUUUUAGCGCGGCGGUUCCGGCACCGACGGCAUGCAGCUUACGGUAUAAAAGGCGCACGCAGCGAUUGUCCACUUCAUUGCCUGACGAAGACUAGCAGGUGCAGUCGAAAUGUCGCAAUUUCAGUUUGCCGCAUCGUGAGACAACGGAUUAUUUCCUUUACCAAAUCUAUACUACCACGAUGAUCAACAUCUUCCGUACAAACUUUUAUUCUUAUAAACAUUUACAUGUAUGAUUGUGCCAUGAAUUUGCUUUGAUUUGUAAUUGUUUUGGUGACUUACGCUCCUCACCUGGCUUCUGUAACACAAAAGUUUGCAAUCUCUAUUGACCAAUCAAGAUCAUUGUUGCAUGCUCACCUUGUUGCAAACACUGGCCAGUAACCAAUCAGAAUCGUUCUUUUAUAUUUGAAAUCCUUCACAAAAAAUGUGUUAUGGGGUUGAGGGAUUCUCCUUUUCUGACAAAUGAAAUUAAAAUUCUAGUAAUUUCAGACAUAUUUUAGCCAUCAAAAAGUUUUUUUUAUUAACCGGAAGGCUCAUUCUAAAUCAUUUUUGCACUUAACUUAAUUUUGAUGUGGGCAACUGGUAAAGGGUUUGCUUAGCAGACUAGCUCAUGAAAUUCAUUGAGAGCUACAAUCUUUGGCAUUUAUUAGUUCAAUUCCCAUUUGACAGAUGUAGGUCUAUUGAAUAAAUAAAUUCCAUGCUGUUUUCACUUUACACUGUUCAUUUACAGCGGGCAUUCAAGAGUAGGCUUAUUUUUGACACCCAUAUAUUUUAGAUAUUUUAGAUAAAAUAAAAUGGAAAUAAUCCUUCUGCAGAAUACCCUUCUUCGAAUGAUAUAUAUUUUUUAUUAUGUGCAUGUAAAGAAUAAAUUACUGUAAUAUAAUCCA
Lytechinus pictus (painted urchin) is the source of this 4274-nucleotide messenger RNA. Its product is annotated as BET1-like protein. Gene Ontology annotation, biological process: regulation of retrograde vesicle-mediated transport, Golgi to ER; retrograde transport, endosome to Golgi. NCBI's taxonomy places the organism in Eukaryota, Metazoa, Echinodermata, Echinoidea, Temnopleuroida, Toxopneustidae. Bases 91 to 459 code for a protein of 122 amino acids. Gene Ontology annotation, cellular component: SNARE complex. The transcript has 4 exons. Gene Ontology annotation, molecular function: SNAP receptor activity. The record is from RefSeq and is a predicted model, not a curated record.